Labeo rohita (rohu) is the source of this 1859-nucleotide messenger RNA. It is a transcript of the gene suv39h1b, whose product is annotated as SUV39H1 histone lysine methyltransferase b. Gene Ontology annotation, molecular function: zinc ion binding; protein binding; histone H3K9 methyltransferase activity. The record is from RefSeq and is a predicted model, not a curated record. Lineage: Eukaryota; Metazoa; Chordata; Actinopteri; Cypriniformes; Cyprinidae. The transcript has 6 exons. The coding region runs from base 47 to 1312 and encodes 421 amino acids. Gene Ontology annotation, cellular component: nucleus.
UCACAGAGCGGCCUUUCAAUCCUAUAAUUUUGGCGGCGGUCGGAAGAUGGCGGAAAAUUUGAAAGGUCAAGUUUGUAGGGUAGCAUGUAUUGCUACUGUAGACCAGCUGGAGGUGAUUUGUCGAGGGCAGGGGGUGAAGUGCGAAGAGCUGGGCAUCAACAAGCACAACCUGUGCGAUUAUGAGGUGGAAUAUCUCUGCGACUACAAAAGGAAAGUUAUCACCGAUGGGAAGACACAAACAGUACAGGAGUUAUACUUGGUGAAAUGGAAGGGCUACCCCGAAUCCAGCAAUACAUGGGAACCACGGAAGAACCUAAAGUGCAUAGAUCUUCUUAACCAGUUCUGGGAGGACCUGAAUGCAGAGAUGCAGAGACAGAAGAAGCGUGCUGCCCCUCGUCGCCUAGACCCUGCCACCGUGUCACACCUCGUCCAGCGGGCGAAACUCCGACAGAUCCUUAAACAGUGGGAGAUACACCUCAACAGCCUGGGCACCCACAAGGGCCACAUCUAUGUCCGGAACCUGGUUGACCUGGAAGGCCCGCCUAAGAACUUCACCUACAUAAAUGACUAUAAAGUCGGUGAUGGGAUCAUGCUGAAUGAGGUAUCCGUGGGUUGCGAAUGUACAAACUGCCUGGAGAACCCCGUGGAGGGAUGCUGUGCUGGAGCUUCGCAGCACAAGUUUGCUUACAAUGAGUUAGGCCAAGUCCGCAUUCGGCCCGGGUUGCCCAUUUACGAAUGCAACAAGCGGUGCCGUUGUGGGAUCGACUGCUCGAACAGAGUGGUGCAACGGGGAAUUCAGUAUUCCCUCUGCAUUUUCAGGACAGACAAUGGAAGGGGAUGGGGGGUAAAGACCAUGGAGCGCAUUCGGAAGAACACUUUCGUUAUGGAGUAUGUGGGGGAGAUCAUUACAACAGAAGAAGCAGAACGCAGAGGUCAAAUAUACGAUAAAGAGGGUGCCACCUAUCUUUUUGACCUGGAUUAUGUUGAUGACGAGUACACGGUGGAUGCUGCUCACUAUGGAAACAUCUCUCACUUUGUCAAUCACAGUUGUGACCCCAACCUCCAGGUAUAUAAUGUGUUUAUUGAUAACCUGGAUGAGCGGCUGCCGCGGAUAGCGUUCUUUGCCACACGUGGGAUAAAGGCAGGAGAGGAGCUCACAUUUGACUACAAAAUGAAAAUUGAUCCGGUAGAUGCCGAGAGCACGAAGAUGGAUUCAAAUUUCAGUCUGACGGGACUCCCAGGCUCCCCCAAAAAGCGCAUGCGCGUAGAGUGCAAAUGCGGGGUACCGACAUGUCGAAAGUACCUCUUUUAGAGGAAGUCAAUGCAAAAUAGGGACUGAAAAAAGAUCAUGUGUUCCAGUGAAUGUUGAAAGCAUUUGCAGUUUAGAAACUGCUUUGGGAGGUGUUUUGAAAUACUUCUUGAAUUUUAAAUAUAUAUUUAAGAAUUUUUUUUUAUUUCCCCAGAAUCAACCUCAACUUUUUCCGUAGCAAUGUUGUGUUCCGUGUUUAAAUAGUGUAUAAAAUGUGGCAUUAAAUUUUCAAUUUGUCCGUUAGAAAAGAUGUCUGUAAAGUUAAAAAAUAUUUUUAGUACUGUUUUAAACCCAUAUUUUAAUCCAUAUCAAACUUUGACAUGAUGGAAUCUAUAAAAAAAAAAAAAAGAUUUUAAUUUUUUUUUUUUUUUUUAACAUUGAAAUGUUCAUAUGCUUUAUCCGUUUUAAUAGGAGGGGUUUUCUUUUUUACUUUUUUCGGCAAAGUUUUGUAGUGUAAUUUUUCCCCUGAUUUUAGGAAAUAUCUUUAGGCCAGUGCAAAAUAUCAAAAAUCUACAAUGUUGUUACUUCUAUUUUUUUUUUUUUUUUUUUU